GUUGCCUGUCCUGACACCGGUUCUCAACAAAAUAUCCGAUCGAAGGAGAGACAGCAACGCAGCUUGGGAUCCUAGACCAAUUAGACUCGAGCCGCUCGGGCAAGGUCAUUUUGGGUAAUGGCAGGGAUGUGCAGUCUCUAGGAACUGUUGACAUGGAGCUCCAUUUCCACCAGGAGGCCGAAAAUGUUGACCAAAUGCAUGUUCCAUGUGUUUGAAAGCUUGAUACGACCCGCAAUUCUAGGUAGUGUUUUUCUGAGAUAUACCGAGACUCUGACAAAGCAUCGCCGACUCCGUCUGCGCGAGAGAAAUGUACAAAUUUCGUCUCUUUUGCAGGUCAUGCACGUUAGCGCAGCCAGGGAAAGGUUCAGAUGCUAUGUGGAUAACAACCUGGUGGGUGCAGACGCCGACACCGGCUCUGGAAUGGAGCUU
Molecule: messenger RNA, 429 nt
Organism: Cladophialophora psammophila CBS 110553
Lineage: Eukaryota; Fungi; Ascomycota; Eurotiomycetes; Chaetothyriales; Herpotrichiellaceae
Exons: 1
Source: RefSeq, a predicted model, not a curated record